CUCUCUCUCCCUCUCUCGCUCUCUCUCGCGCUCGGUUAGUCUUUCUCCCUCUCGCUCAUUUUCUAUGCCAUCUCCCACUCAUCCUCUCCCCCUCUCUUUAUCUGCUGCCUCUAACUCACUCACUCCCUCUUUCCCCCCUCACAACACUCGCUUCCUGACAACCACUGCCAAAGGACUAGCAGGCGCAGCACAUCCCCAGAUUCCAUCUCUCAACGGAGGCCUGGAAGAAGAAAGAAAGAAAGAAAAAAAACUUAAAACUUUAGCCCAGGUGUUGUGACAGUCUGGAGCUCUGUGUUGCAGCCUGUAGCUCCAGCAAUAUGGCCUCCACCAGGGGAUAAGAAAGGGAUGACUGAGACCAGGUUUUGAGUGACUGAAGAGAGACCCAGCCUCUUUAUUUUCUUUUCAUCAUAGCUGACAGAAUUUUUUGAUCAUCAGUCUCAAGUUAGAAAACUUUGGUGGAAGUUGGUGGAAAUCGGCUCAACUAAAGUUGGACAAACUGCUGGAUUGGGUUGGGUAAAGUCGGACAAGUCUCGUGUCGCUGGCCGGACUCGGCCUGGCCUGACCCGGCCUGGCUUGGUGGCUCAGUGCUGGGCGAUGACAGACAGUGGUCUCCCAAAAUGUUGAGUCUGGAUGGCUUGGAGAUGAUUGCUGUGCUGGUGGUCAUGGGUCUCUUUAUCAAGGUCCUGGAGCAAUUUGGGAUGUUCGAGCCUGUCGGCGGGGAAGACAGCGUGGAAGAUGAUUUUGAGUUAUCCACUGUGUGCCAUCGCCCUGAAAGCAUGGACAAGCUGCAGGAGCAGACUAAGUUCACCAAGAAGGAGCUGCAAGUCCUCUACAGGGGCUUCAAAAAUGAGUGUCCGAGUGGUGUGGUGAAUGAGGAGAACUUUAAGAACAUUUACUCCCAGUUCUUUCCUCAGGGAGAUUCAAGUAUGUAUGCACAUUUCCUGUUUGAAGCCUUCGACACUAACAAGAACGGCUCGGUUAGUUUUGAGGACUUUGUAUUUGGCCUGUCCAUCAUCCUGAGAGGGACCAUUAAUGAUCGGCUAAACUGGGCGUUCAACCUGUAUGACCUGAACAAGGAUGGCUGCAUCACCAAAGAGGAGAUGUUGGACAUCAUGAAAUCCAUCUAUGACAUGAUGGGGAAGUACACAUACCCCACUAUGCAGGAUGAUGCCCCAAGAGAACAUGUGGAGAGCUUCUUCCAGAAAAUGGACCGGAAUAAAGACGGAGUGGUCACCAUAGAGGAGUUCAUUGAGUCUUGCAAAAAGGAUGAGAACAUCAUGCAGUCAAUGCAGCUGUUUGACAAUGUCAUCUAAGAGUCUGAACCAGUUAGGACGCUGGCACCAGGGAGGGGAGAGUGUAUGUGUGUGUGUGUGCAAGAGGAAUCAGGAUUGAAAAGUUUGAGAGUUGUGUGUGUGUGUGUGUGUGUGUGUGUGUGUGUGUGUGUGUGUGUGUGUGCGUGUGUGCGUGCGUGCGUGCGUGCGUGCGUGCGUGCGUGUGUGCGUGCGUGCGUGCGUGCGUGUGUGUGUGUGUGUUGCCGUUUCCUGACUUGCAAGCGUGCUUGUGUCUCUGUUGAGAGCUGUGAGUCCUGAGGGCACUGAGGGGCCCUCUCCUUCCUCCUGGCUCCUGGACCCCCAGUGGCAUUUCUCCAAGCAACAAUGGAGCUUCCCCAACUCCCUUCCUCAUCAUGCAGAAUCUUAGUUUUACCCCAGAGACACAGAGAAAGAGGGCAAGCGGCGGGUUCACAGGCACGCACAAGAUUCCCCACCUGUUUUAUCUGAACUUUUAUUUAUUAUUAUUAUUGUUGUUAUUAUUGAUGGAGGAACUAUCGCAGCUUGUAAUGGCUGAACUCAGAGGAAAGCAGUUAUCCCCAAACCGUGACCUAAGAUGAUUUUCCCCCUUUCCCAGUGAUGGCUAAGAUUUGGAUUUGUGAAUCGGAUCCUGCCUCUGUGCAUGUGGGUGACACCUCCCUGGAGCUGCUAGAGCACUGACGCAACGGCAAUGACAAUAGAAAUGAAUCUACCACCAUCUAGUGGACGACAGAGAAGAGAAAGAGAAAGACACUUCCUGAGGGAACAACUGACGAAAUGGACAUCCAAGCGAUCUGUUUUACACAUGGAGGUUCAAACAUGUUGUUUUCCAUGAGGAACUGAUUUCAGUAUCGCAUGAUGAUGUCACUAAUAUCCAAUUAUGUAUUUACAGAGAUACUCCAAAGUCUGCUUGUCUGUCUGCUGUUCCUAGUCAUUCACAGGUGCCUCACCCUUUGUGUAUGUGUGUGUGCAUGUGUAACAGAAAGAGAUGUCAUCCAUCUUACCUAUGUAAGACUCUAAUAGGACAACACCCACCUCCAUUCAUGGGAUUCUGGUAGAAUAAUUCCCGGCCUUCCAAACUAUUACAGGUCUAGCUGUAGGUGUCUAUUGACUGUUGUACAUUUUCUAGCAUUCCCAGUGGUGUGAUGUUAGGCAGUACAGCGUGGGGAUUGCACUAUAGUUGAGAUGUUUCGACCAUCCCAGCUUGUCGCAAACAUGAGACUGGCAUACCACAGUCGUACUCGUCUAUCAAUAUACAUUCAAGGGGAAUUUAUUAGAUUGCAGAUUGUAUUUGUGAACUUCUUGUAAUCGGAAAUGUCAUGUGGUUGUAGCAGGUCCUACCACUUCAAAAAAAAAAAAAAUCUCAAAACCCUUGUUGCAUUAAAUUAGGCUCAUUCAAUUUAAAAGAGGCAUAGUAUGUGGGUGUGUACUGUUAGUGAGAGAGACAUGGUUUAAUAAGUUUUUUUUUUAUUUUUAUGCCCAGCCUUCCAUUCCUUAUUCUCCCUCUCUCUGUAACACCAAAGAGAAGAUUUAAGAGGUAUAUAAAGCCACUUUAAGUUAAGACAUAUAGCCCAUCCGUGGGUGAAGAGAGAGGGAGAUGCUGUGUAGUACAUAGGACAAGGGGCAAUCAGAGAUAAAAGGGUGUUAGUUUGGUUAACUGGAAAUGUGGUUUACCUGCACACAGUCCAAACUGAAGUGUAAUUUUAGGUUGUGAACCCACAGGCUCUUAUGAAUAAUUUAUUUUUUAAGAAAAUUUCUUAGCCAUUAAUAAUUUGGUCCUUUUCACACUAGAUCAACUCUUAAAUCCAAGAUGAUAUAAGUACCAGAGGCGCUCAAGCCAUAGUGAAGUAGGCUGUAGUGUCUUUUAAACGCAGAGAUUAUCAUGGAAUAGCAAUAAUUUCCUCUACGUUAUCAGCUCCUCAUCCAACUUCUCAUUCCACUCAGAGCACACAGUAAGGGUGCACUGAGACCCUGAUGAAAAUAUGCACUUCUGCAAUUCCUUUUUUUCUGUUCUUCAAAUUUUUUUUUUCUAGGAAAAAAAGGGGUUUGGCUCUGAUUGUUCCUUGCCAACAGUUUUUAACUUCCAUUCCUGACCACAAGUUAAAUCUGUCUAUACCCGCAUGUACUGUGUCUAGAACAAUGAAAACCUACUAACCCGUUGUACUGACUGUCUAGUUAUCUAGCCUCAACUGGUUGCAUUACGUAUUUAAAAUGUGUAUAUUUUGUACAGAGACAAUAAAAAUCACAGUUACUAUGCAAAAUGGACUGGAGUUUGAAUUUUAAAGACUGUACAUAAUUGUCUUUAUUAAAAUAAGAGCUUUACAUGUCUAAAGAUACAGUACAAAGCAACAAUCAAGAUUACACAUGUUUUUGUUUUUUUUUAUCUUAUAAUCCACCAACACAAUGUCAACAAGAAAUGGUUCAUAAUUUAAAUAUACAUAAUUAUACAUAAUCCCAACUGCCACAUCUAAUUCAACCAACAGGCAGUGUAUGAACAGACACAAGGCAACAGGUGAGUAAUGUCUUCGUAGUGAAAUU
Seriola aureovittata is the source of this 3845-nucleotide messenger RNA. Its product is annotated as Kv channel-interacting protein 2-like. Gene Ontology annotation, biological process: regulation of potassium ion transmembrane transport. The coding region runs from base 618 to 1313 and encodes 231 amino acids. Gene Ontology annotation, molecular function: potassium channel regulator activity; calcium ion binding. Gene Ontology annotation, cellular component: voltage-gated potassium channel complex. The transcript is spliced from 8 exons. Lineage: Eukaryota; Metazoa; Chordata; Actinopteri; Carangiformes; Carangidae. The record is from RefSeq and is a predicted model, not a curated record.